This is a messenger RNA of Beta vulgaris subsp. vulgaris (sugar beet), 833 nucleotides long. Its product is annotated as DCC family protein At1g52590, chloroplastic. The transcript is spliced from 5 exons. The record is from RefSeq and is a predicted model, not a curated record. Lineage: Eukaryota; Viridiplantae; Streptophyta; Magnoliopsida; Caryophyllales; Amaranthaceae. Bases 134 to 655 code for a protein of 173 amino acids. Gene Ontology annotation, molecular function: protein-disulfide reductase activity.
AAAAUUGGUUUAUGGUGACCGAAAUUCCACGUAGCAGUGGGCAUUCUUCCCAAGAAUUUGAGCGCUUUCCUCAGCAGAGAGGGCAAAACAGCAAUCAAAACUUACGAAAGAACCAAAAAUUCGUUGUCUAAAAAUGGCGACUACUUUCGCCGGCGGAUUGAACUUGGCAGCAGUUAUUCCUCGUCGUUGUUCUCGAAUUCCUAGGAUGUCUCUCCCAGUCACACGUGGCGCCGAUACAGUGGACUGGUCAGCAGCCACCUCUAACUUCUUCGACAAGGAUUCACGCCCCAUCAUGCUUUUCGACGGUGUUUGCAACCUGUGUAAUGGUGGAGUGAAGUUCGUUCGUGAUCAUGAUCGCAAUAGGACAAUCAGAUACGAAGCUCUACAAAGUGAAGCAGGAAAGAAGUUGUUAAGGAGAUCAGGAAGAUCUCCUGAUGAUAUAUCAAGCGUUGUCUUGGUAGAAAAAGAGAGAUCUUACAUCAAAUCUGAAGCUGUACUGAAGAUCAUGGAAUACAUAGAUUUACCAUUCCCCCAAUUGGCAUUCUUCUUGCAAUUUUUACCUCUGUUCAUUCGUGAUUUUGCAUAUGACAAUUUAGCAAACAACCGUUACACCAUUUUUGGUAAGUCAGAGUCGUGCGAGAUAUAUGUAGAUUAGUAAAUCUUAUAAAUUUUCUUCAUGAAACCCUGUACAUGUGAUUCUGAUCAACUCUGUAUGCAAUUACAGUAGUGUCAUGCCUAAAACAUACUUCAUGCCACUUGUAUCUCUUCAGAUGAUGUUAUGUGUAUAUGUAGUUAUAAAUAUACCACACAGAGGUGUUUACAACUUUCUUGAA